GAGAAAGGGUCGUACUCUUUGGAAGCUCGCACGCACCAAGUGGGAUUACAUUGUAUCGCAUCGCCCCUAGCGCUUUCUUCCAUCAUGCCGCGCAGCAUCAAGUUCUCCGACGACGGCUCUGUUCCCGCCGACGCUGCGGUCACUGCAACAUCCAGCCUUGGUGGUAGCAGCCGAAGAGGAUCCUAUGCAGUCAAUCUGCCGGCCGCAAACGUCCGAGUUGGCGAUGACGUGGAGGAUGAUGAAGACGAAGACGAUGCUCCUGUAGAAGAGAGCGUGUCGAGCGGGAGGCAGCAAGUGUCUCAGCAGGACUCUAGGCGCAAGCAGGUGGUCAAGGAAGCCAACCUCAAGCGAAAAAGAGCAGAAGAUGCACGCGCUGCUUCCAAACAGGCGAAGCAACUGCAAAAAGCCCAGAAGAAAGAGGCCGCCGUCAAAAACAAGGAACACACCAAGGGGAAAGCCAAAGCUGUAGCUUCAGAAGAAGGAGAGAAGGAAGCCUUUGACAUUGAGGAGGACAAGCUCGAUGCUGAUUUGGAUGGCGACGGGGGCGAUGAAACUGCAGAGGCUCCGUCAUCAUCACGCUUAGACCCCUCACUUUUCGCUGCAGCAUUUGCACGACAAGCGGAGUUAUUCGGCGCGUCCUCCGAUGCACCGAUUUCCAAGCUGGCCAAAUCAGCUUUGAAGCAAGGCUCCUCCUUUUCCGCUUCAGGAUCCCAUUCUGUCAAUACCGCGGCACGAUCGAUGGAUCCCGUCGUGGAAGCUCGGCGCCGAGCGGCCAGGCGCCAGAGGAUCCAGGAUGCUAAAGCGGGCAUCGUACGCGGGCACGAUGGAAAGCCAAUGAAGCGUCUUGCAGACGGACGUACUGUUGUGCGGGCUCUUGGCGCCACUUCUACUCCUCUUGAGUGCGAAACGUUCUCCACAACAGGAAAUAACAUUACUCUAUUCGACCACGACACUACGCCGCAGGACAGAGAGGAUGAGCCGAUGGAAGAAGGCUUGUAUGAUGAGAAUGCCACGUCUGCAUCAUCACUUGACCCGCUGCAAAGCAAGCCAAACGCACGCGCUCGCGCCUUCCUCAAGAGAAAUCUGAAGCGCAAAGGCGGCGUCCUCGAAGAUCAUCCGGCUGCGGCAAGCAGGAUGGGAGGCCUUGGCAAACAUAGAGCGGGGCCACGCAAGACAAUCGACGAUCCACUCGGUCUAGAAGACCCGUUCCUGAUGAAAGGCGGCGCGUACGCCUCACAAGGUGGGCACGCCAAGCUGACGGGUGCGGCGCCGAGAAACGCGGCGGGCAAGUUGCGGAUGCAGACAGCACAGCGAGGGAGGCACGGCGGCGGCCGCGUGGAUGCCAAAAGCGCUGUCCUCAAAGGUUCGGUCAUUGGGAGAUCCGCCUGGGGCGGGUUUGUCAGAGGGGCUUGAUGAGGCACGCAAUGCUGUCGGGAGCCACUUGAUGAGACAACUGAUUAGAGGAGAGUUCGAAAAAUAUAGGCACGCAUUUUUGAAGAUGCCAUCGCUCUCAUUGGACAAUAUUAAAGUACAUAAGCAUUCCCUCCCUUCUCGCCUUCCAAGGCAGCACUGACAUGCCCUAUGAGCCUCUGCUGCACCUGGCGGACACGCUCCAAGUAUCCUGGCUCGCCUCGGUGGGACUAUAGGUAGUCACUAUGUAAAAUGUCCCUUUCCGCCCUGGAUUGGGCUUGCGCAGUGCU
Molecule: messenger RNA, 1700 nt
Organism: Tilletiaria anomala UBC 951
Lineage: Eukaryota; Fungi; Basidiomycota; Exobasidiomycetes; Georgefischeriales; Tilletiariaceae
Exons: 2
Coding region: 85-1413 (442 amino acids)
Source: RefSeq, a predicted model, not a curated record